AUGUCAACUGACAACAUGAAUAACAUGCAAACUCCUCUCAACGGAGGAGGCAACGACAAUCAAAACACUCUGGAAGCGGCCGUCUCCACGGCCAACGCAACUGCUAACGCCGCGACGCUCGAGGAGUUCAAAAAGAUGUUCUCCGCCUACGAAAAGAGGUCGGAAGAACAGGACAAACUCGUGGAUACCUUGACGAAAAAGGUCCAAACCUUAACGGCAAGGACCCGUGCUGUCCUCCCCCGUGGAUCUACGAAAAUCCGCAUAAGAAAACUCGACUUCACAACCCCACUCGAAAGGCCUGGAACAUCGCGGGAACGUCCUCUACCCCCUGCAAAGGACACAGAGGUCGAUGAAGUCGAGCAUGUCGACUUGGAUCCCAGCAUCGUCUCCAACGAUACCGAGGACGACGCUGACAGACAUCCAAGAAGAACCAGAAGCCGAUUGGCUCGGGAGGGCUCCCCGUUCGAAAAACCAAUGACGGAAGAAGAGGAAAACCUCUACUGGAUCGAACAGGAGGAGCUGGCCAAGAAACAGGCCGAGAUUACUCGCAGCAAACGCCGACAAGCUCGGAAAUUUGCUGGCGAGAAAUCGGACAUACGCGACCUUCGCGACUGCAUAACCAAAACUGCAGCGGAAGUAAGGGCCGUGAAAUCCCAGAUCCAUCAUGCUACCAGCGCUGCCCCAGAGAUCGAUAGACUGCUCGAGGGGGCUCGGAAGAAACCCUUCACCGCUCGCAUCUCUGAUACAAGGGUAUCUGACCCAGGAAAAAUCAAAGUACCAAAGUACGAUGGUAGGACUGAUCCUAAAGCGCGCCUUCAGGCUUUCCACAUCACGAUGGGAAGGGCCAGACUGAAGGAUAGCGAAAAGGACGCCGGCUACUGCCGUCUGUUCGUCGAAAAUCUGGAAGGAGUGGCGCUCAAAUGGUUCGCACGCCUUAAGCGAACCUCCAUCGGAAGUUUCCGACAGUUCGCGUCGGAAUUUCUCAAACAAUACUCUAUGUUCAUAGAUAGAGAAACACCCGAUGUCGACCUCUGGAGUCUUUCCCAGAGGGAAGACGAACUCCUCCGUGAGUUCAUAAGCCGGUUCAAGCUGGUUAUGUCAAGGGUUAGCGGGAUAAGUGACAAGAUGUAG
Molecule: messenger RNA, 1131 nt
Organism: Brassica oleracea var. oleracea
Lineage: Eukaryota; Viridiplantae; Streptophyta; Magnoliopsida; Brassicales; Brassicaceae
Exons: 2
Coding region: 1-1131 (376 amino acids)
Source: RefSeq, a predicted model, not a curated record